AAAUCCUGAAGAAGAUGACGACGAAGAAAAAGAAGAAGCAGCUGUUUAUCCUCAGUCAGCACGGUUCAUAUUUACCUCAAUAGUCAGCACGGUUCAUAUUUACCUCAAUAGUCAGCACAAGAUUUACGUGGUUUUCAGCUUGAAAUGGCAAUGAGUCAGUUUCCCUUCUGCGUAAUAGCCUAGAAACGCUAAAGAUUCGGUGUUGCACGUCUGGACCAAAGGCUCCGGUUGUUUUCGUCGCUGUUCUGGUGCUUUACGGUGCAGAAGGAUAUGGUUUUCUCAUCGUCCCAGCAAGUGGUGGUCGCAUUUACGGCGGUGUUGUUUGCGUUUGUGGUGUUCCCUAGAAUGUUCGGCGUAGGAUCCGGAGCGAAGGAAACAAGAGGUUUUGAUGCACGCUACAACAGAAAAGCGGGUCCGGGACCAGGACCAGGUGCAGUGAGAGGGCAGCCGGUCAACAAGAACACUGCUGGCUCCAUGAGCAAAGCACAGACCCUGGAGAACAUGCAGCAGAUGAAGGUGAUGAUGGAGCAGGAGAUGAAGGGUGACAAAUACAAAACCAACAGCAACAAGGGCUACGUGUUCACGCUGAUGCCGCUCUACGCCAUCGGAGUCGGCCUCUUUGCAGCGUACAAAUUUCUGAAGAUCAAGUCUGCAGAUGACUCCCAAGCCCAAAAGAACAAGGAUGCCAAAGGUCCCAAGAAGUCGGAGGAGACAGAGAAUCAGCUUACAGAGCUGGAGCAGCGGCUAGCGCAAACAGAGAAGAUGCUCAACUCCAUUCUGACCCAACUGGACCCAUUGACAAGUUGUGUCAAGUCUGUGGCCCAGGAACAGAAGAACGAGAUAAUGUCCCAACUCCAGUCCAUCCGCCACCUGAUGAAGAAGAGGGGCAUGGACUGUCCACCCCUUAACAUUGAAGAGCCGCAGUGCGAGAGGAACCUGGAUGACCUCAUCGAGUCUCUGGCAGCCCACGGCGACAUCUCACCAGAGGUGGUUGCUCCUGCGGAAGAUGAUCAAAGUGGUGUGGAGGAAGAGGAGGAGCCAGUCCACCAGCAACACCACCCUGAAUUCAAGGAUGAGCACUCAGUGACUGACGCUGAGGAGGAGAACAUGCCCUCCUUGGAGGAUUCUUGUGAGACAAACAUUGAGGACAUAGGCCUAGCCCAGAACAUUCCAGAAGAAAUGCCUACAACUGGGCUCAGACGACGCAACAGGCUGGAAUGAACAGAAAAAAGGGUGUUUUAAACUGUACAUGAAUAAAGCCAUACAUGUAUUUCCUCAUUGUUAAUGGCACUACUGCAGUCUGCUCAGUAAUGCUCUUGCUUUUGGCUCGUAGUUGAAUAAGAAAGGGCAGCUAUCAAUGUGAAAGAAAUUUGUCUAAGGUUGUGUGUGAUGAAGGUGAUUUUUCUGUUCCAUCCCUUAAAGCAUAGCAGAUCCCUGGCCAAUGUGUAGGGUUAGGACUUACUCCUGACAAAUAAAAUCCCCAGAAGCCUAACUCCAUAUAACAUUUGACUUAGGUCUGGAGGUUUUCCUUGUCAGGUAUGAGGCCUGAGUUUUCCAUCCUUGAACCAAACGUUAGUUAGUAUGUAAGGUACCUGUAAAUCAUUAUAUGCUGCCAUCUUUUAGAAGCGGUCAUUUCGGCCCUAAAUAUCAAGACCUCAGUGUGUUAUGCAAUCUUGCAACUGCCAUCCGUAUGUCAUAGAAUAGUCCAAAUAAAAAAUGUCAAACAUAGUUAACUAUAAA
Molecule: messenger RNA, 1740 nt
Organism: Oncorhynchus kisutch (coho salmon)
Lineage: Eukaryota; Metazoa; Chordata; Actinopteri; Salmoniformes; Salmonidae
Exons: 6
Coding region: 271-1221 (316 amino acids)
Biological process (GO): protein localization to cell surface; synaptic transmission, cholinergic
Cellular component (GO): neuronal cell body; intracellular membrane-bounded organelle; neuron projection
Source: RefSeq, a predicted model, not a curated record